UGGAAGGGGCUGGGAAGUGUUGUCCCGGGGAUCGGCGUGGUGUGGCGGUGGGAGAAGCUCCUCAGGCUGUGGGUCCGAGCGAGGGUGGAUGUGCGAUUAUGUGUGUGAUGUGGGGCCACCGGCGUGCUCUCGCGCUCAGGGUUGGGGGACAGCAGCCGCACCUGCGCCCGCUGACCUGCGCUAUCCUUGAAAGAGGCGAAGCCAGGACACCCACACUCGACGCUUACCUUUGAAAACUGCAGCGUAGGCUGCGUCCUAAGAGAUCCAGGAGCGUCCCGAUGUGAAAACGGUCUUAAAGUUACAUUUAUUUUGGAUGGGGUGCUGUCACGGCAUGCGUGUGGAGAUCAUACAACUUGUGAGAUUCAGUUCCACCGUGUGAGGCUGCAAGCCACCUUACUGAGCCAACUUGCCUCAAGCUAUUUUAAAUGAAUAAACUAGAGAAAGAAAAACCCUGGGAGUGUUUAGUUGCUUAAUCCCUAAACGUGCGGAGCGGCAUUUAAAAAGUAGAGUGAGGGUCUCUCAGUGUAUCCCCGGCUAGCCCAGAACUCACUGUGUAGACCACACUAAUCUUGAAUUCAUGGAAAACUGCCUACUUGUUCACCUGUGCUGGGAUUAAAGGCAUGUGCCAUCACACCCCACUUUUUCUUACACAUAAGAGACUCUCCCUGUUUUGCACCAUUUGACUGAAGUAGGACAGGGUCAAGGUUUGAGGACUGACAGAUUCUAAUACCAGGCUCUCUAGACUCUCAGAAAACCACCAGACCCCACAUGGAACCACGGGCCCCAUGCCCAGCUGCCAUACCCUCAACGGAGAGAAAGUUCCAUGUUCUUGUGGGUGUCACUGGAAGCGUUGCUGCCCUGAAGCUCCCUCUUCUGGUGUCAAAGCUUUUGGACAUUCCCGGGCUGGAAGUCACAGUGGUAACAACUGAGAGAGCCAAACAUUUCUAUAGCCCUCAGGAUGUUCCUGUCACCCUCUACAGUGACGCUGAUGAAUGGGAGAUGUGGAUGCGCCGCUCUGACCCAGUUCUCCACAUUGACCUGCGAAGGUGGGCUGACCUCUUGCUAGUGGCUCCCCUUGAUGCCAACACUCUGGGGAAGGUUGCCAGUGGCAUCUGUGACAACUUACUUACCUGUGUCAUCCGGGCCUGGGACCUCAGCAAGCCCCUACUCUUCUGCCCUGCCAUGAACACCGCCAUGUGGGAGCACCCUCUCACUGCACAGCAGGUCUAGGAGCCAUGGCUGAGGUGGAGACCAUUGUGGAUAAAGUGAAAGAAGUGCUCUUCCAGCGUGGUGGCAUCUAGCAGCGUUGACUGGGAUUUUUGUCGUCAUAUCCCUGCACCCAGUGACUCCAACCUGAGCUGAUGAAGAAGGACAUCAGCCCAGUAUGAAGAGCCUGUGUUAGCUGAGGAGGGACUGGCUGGCAAAUUCUCAGAGCUUUGGUAGUAUUCAGGCGUCUGUACUGGCCUGCCCUUGGGGUUCUGACAGGAUAUGUCCUCAGCUGCAGCCACUAAGAGCAUCUCCUGUGCACUUUCACUAUGUUCCCUUUUUAAAAGGGCCCUGCCCACCUUCCAUCUCUCUC
This is a messenger RNA of Cricetulus griseus (Chinese hamster), 1579 nucleotides long. The record is from RefSeq and is a predicted model, not a curated record. NCBI's taxonomy places the organism in Eukaryota, Metazoa, Chordata, Mammalia, Rodentia, Cricetidae.